UAGUUGCAGAACCGGAAGUGACACGGUCUGCGGAACAGCUGAGAGCAAUAUCAACAACAAAACAGCGAGAGACAGAAGGAGAGUGGAAGAACAGAGAAAAAACAGGGAUAAACGGAGGCGAAGAGAGGACAGGAGAGAAGACUUAGAGAGAGAAAGAGAGAGAGAAAAAGAAAGAGAGAGCGGGGGAGGAAUCUGAUCAGCUGGAGGGAGACUUCAGCUUUAAACCCGCGGAGACAAACAAACAACACGGAGUGCAAUGGGCCGCAUCUUCCUCGACCACAUUGGAGGCACCCGUCUCUUCUCCUGUGCCAACUGUGACACCAUCCUGACCAACCGCUCUGAACUCAUCUCCACACGCUUCACUGGAGCGACAGGCCGUGCUUUCCUCUUCAACAAGGUGGUGAACCUGCAGUACAGUGAAGUCCAGGACCGGGUGAUGCUGACUGGCAGACACAUGGUGCGGGAUGUCAGCUGCAAGAACUGCAAUAGCAAGCUGGGCUGGAUCUAUGAGUUUGCCACAGAGGACAGCCAGCGUUAUAAGGAGGGGCGAGUGAUUCUGGAGAGGGCACUGGUGAGAGAGAGCGAAGGCUUUGAGGAACAUGUGCCAUCAGACGCUUCCUGAGGAUUUAUCCAGUCUACAGACAGCUCAUUUCUAUUACCACCGUGUCUGUCACCAAUAUCUGAUCAAUGCAUCUGCUUCUCAUUGCAGGCUCAGCCUGGCGUAGAGUCUGAAAAAAUAAACCACAAUCAAACCAGCAGCCCCUCUAUGGCUUGGUAGAUGCCACUGUUAGGCACUGUAUGUUGGCAUUCCCUUGAAAUCUAUUCCUGUAGGUGGACCUUGGCCAACCCAUACCAGCUUCAAUACAUAGAGGUUAUUAUAUACACAUUUUUGAACUGAAGGAUGCAUUUGAUAGUUCAGAAGAGCAUGAUGGUAAAUUUGCACCCAGGCUGAUGAACAGGUCAUCAGUUUGUUGUCCAAUCCAGCCCCAUAAGAAAUGAGACUUGAGAUUUGGGUGAAGAUUUGGACAUGAAUACGAAAAUACCAUUUAAUUGAUAUUAUAUUGAGUUUGGUAUCCUUUUAUUUAGCAUUAUUCUUUCUCUUGGAUUUCUUGUUUUUAUUUGAGUGACUUUGAGUGAGUAUUUUUCCCUCUUUCUUCGUGGUAAAGCAUAAAAUGCACUCCUAUGUUUAUUUGAUCUUAAUAAAGUUAAUGGUCUUGCUUGA
Messenger RNA from Astyanax mexicanus (Mexican tetra), 1222 nucleotides. It is a transcript of the gene ypel5, whose product is annotated as yippee-like 5. The record is from RefSeq and is a predicted model, not a curated record. The coding region runs from base 257 to 622 and encodes 121 amino acids. The transcript has 3 exons. NCBI's taxonomy places the organism in Eukaryota, Metazoa, Chordata, Actinopteri, Characiformes, Acestrorhamphidae.